This is a messenger RNA of Esox lucius (northern pike), 8152 nucleotides long. RefSeq names its product sidekick cell adhesion molecule 2a (gene sdk2a). NCBI's taxonomy places the organism in Eukaryota, Metazoa, Chordata, Actinopteri, Esociformes, Esocidae. Gene Ontology annotation, molecular function: protein binding. The record is from RefSeq and is a predicted model, not a curated record. Bases 199 to 7032 code for a protein of 2277 amino acids. The transcript has 45 exons.
CUUUAAUUCCAGCCUAUACAGCAACUGCAUGCAACUCAAGGCAAGCCGGCUGCCCCACGCUUGCCUUGCUCAUACGACUGCUCCCAUUCACCCAACCACAUUGGCUGUAGGUAGGCUACACUUUUCAUACAGGACUAGACGGGACUGAGGACUCGCUCGCUCGCUCUCACCGAAGGCUGUGUGUGGCUGCCAAGCAACAUGUUACCAACGAGGAGACGGCGAGCGCGCGCUGCCGGCUUGGCGGGGAUACCGAGAAAGAUGCUCCGGGGGUCGGCGGUACAGAAGUGGCUCUCCUGUUGGAUUUUGAUGUCAGCGAUGUGUUUCCACUCCACAACUGCACAAGAUGACGUCCCCCCGUACUUUAAGAUGGAGCCGGUUCAGACCCAAGUUCACCUGGAGCGUAACAGGCUGGUUCUCACCUGCAUGGCGGAGGGCAGCUGGCCCCUGGAGUUUAAGUGGUUAUACAAUGGCACUGAGCUCACACGCUUCUCGCUGGAAUACAGGUACCUGAUCCCGUCCCUGGACCGAUCUCAUGCCGGAUUCUACAGAUGCAUCGUCAGGAACAGAGUGGGAGCCAUUAUGCAGAGGAGCACUGAAGUGCAGGUCGCAUACAUGGGUGGUUUUGUGGAGGGCGAGCGUUCCCAGACGGUUUCCCAGGGAGAGGCGGCUCUGAUCCAGGCUCCACGCAUCCACAGCUUCCCUCGACCACAGAUUACCUGGUUCCGGGACGGACGCAAGAUACCCGCCAGCAGUCGCAUAGCCAUCGCGCUGGACAACACCCUGGUCAUCCUGUCCACGGUCGCCCCAGAUGCUGGACGCUACUACGCCCAGGCUGUCAACGACAAGAAUGGCGAGAACAAGACCAGCCAGCCGAUAAUACUCACCGUGGAGAACAUCGGGGGACCUGCGGACCCCAUCGCCCCCACUAUAAUCAUCCCUCCCAGGAACACCAGCGUCACAGUCGGACGCAACGAGGUCAUCAUGGAGUGCGUGGCCAACGCUAGACCUCUGGUCAAGAUGGUCAUAACCUGGCGAAAGGACGGGGUCGUGGUCAGUACGGGGAUACGUGACUUCGGACGCCGGCUGACCAUCAGCCUCCCGGCGGUCAGCGACAGCGGUUACUACGAGUGUGAGGCGGCUCUCCGCAGUGGCGGCGUGCCGGCGGUCAGCGCCGGGGCCCACCUACACGUUUUAGAUCACCCCCAGUUUGUCAAGGAGCCUGUGCCUCACAUCAGCGCAGAGAUGGAGAAGGUUGUGGACAUCCCUUGCCAGGCACGAGGUGUGCCCCAGCCGGACAUCGUGUGGUACAAGGACGUAGUGCCCAUCAGCCCUGUGAAGACCCCCAGGUACAGGGUGUUGGUUGGGGGCAGUCUGCAGAUCAACGGCCUCCUGCCCGACGACACGGGGAUGUUCCAGUGCUUCGCCCGGAACUUGGCUGGAGAGAUACAGACCAACACCUAUCUGGCUGUCACCAGUAUAGCCCCCAACAUCACAGCGGGCCCAACUGACAGUGCCGUGAUUGACGGCAUGUCUGUCAUCCUCCACUGUGAGACCAGCGGAGCCCCACGCCCUGCCAUUACCUGGCAGAAAGGUGAGCGUGUGUUGGCUAGCGGUUCGGUCCAGCUCCCCAGGUUCACCCUGUUGGAGUCCGGUAGCCUGCUCAUCUCUCCCUCCCACUUGUCGGACGCUGGCACCUACACCUGCAUGGCCAGCAACUCCCGGGGCAUCGACGAGGCUGCUGCCGACCUGCUGGUGUGGGCACGGACCCGCAUCACCAAGCCACCGACUGACCAGAGUGUUAUCAAGGGGACCAAGGCUGUCAUGUCCUGUGGGGUGACCCAUGACCCCAGUGUGUCUGUCAGGUAUGUGUGGGAGAAGAGUGGUUCGUUGGUGGACGUGAGCACCUCUCCGCGCCUCCGUCUGGACCCAGACGGGACCCUCCACAUCUCCCAGACGUGGUCGGGUGACAUCGGAACAUACACCUGUAGGGUGACCUCUGUAGGGGGCAACGACUCCCGCAGUGCUCACCUCCGAGUCAGGCAGCUGCCCCAUGCUCCAGAGAACCCUGUCGCCACCCUCAGUCAGACAGAGAAGAGGGCCAUCAACCUGACCUGGGCUCAGGCCUUCGAUGGAAACAGCCCCCUGAUCCGUUACAUCCUGGAGGUCUCAGAGAACAAUGCCCCGUGGACUGUGCUCCUGGCCAACAUCGAACCCGAGUCGACGGGGGCGACUGUGGGUGGUCUGAUCCCCGCGCGGUCCUAUCAGUUCAGGCUGUGUGCGGUCAACGAUGUGGGGAGGGGUCAGUUCAGCAAGGAGACUGAACGACUUUCUCUACCAGAGGAGCCUCCGAGUGCCCCCCCUCAGACGGUGAUCGCCAGCGGUCGCACCAACCAGUCUAUCAUGAUCCAGUGGCAGCCACCCCCAGAGAGCCACCAAAAUGGACCACUCCAGGGAUACAUAAUCAGGUACUGCCUGUCGGGUCUUCCAGUAGACUGCCAGAUGAAGAACAUCACCACGCCAGACCAAACCAACCUGCUCCUGGAGGAGCUCAUCAUCUGGACCAACUAUGAGAUCGAGGUGGCUGCUUACAACGGAGCAGGGAUCGGCACCUACAGCCAGAAAGUCACUGAGUGGACUCUACAGGGAGUCCCGACAGUCCCUCCUGGUAACGUCCAGGCAGAGCCAAUCAACUCCACUACAGUCAGGUUCACCUGGUCGGCCCCGAGCCCUCAGUUCAUCAACGGCAUCAACCAGGGCUACAAGCUGCUGGCGUGGGAACCGGGUCACGAGGAGGACUCGACGGUGGUGACGGUGAGACCCAACUUUCAGGACAGUGUGCACAUGGGCUACGUGACUGGGCUGAAGAAGUUCACCGAGUACUACGUCUCAGUGCUGUGCUUCACCACGCCCGGUGACGGUCCACGCAGCCCUCCGCAGAGAAUACGCACCCAUGAAGACACUCCUGGCGCCGUCGGUCACCUGAGCUUCACGGACAUCCUCGACACAUCUCUGAAAGUCAGCUGGAAAGACCCCAAUGAGAAGAACGGAGUGCUCACAGGCUACCGUAUCUCAUGGGAGGAGUUCAACCGGACCAACACACGGGUCACGCAUUACCUUCCUAACUUGACCCAAGAGUACCGGGUCACCGGGCUGACCGCCCUCACCACCUACACCAUCCAGGUGGCCGGAAUGACCUCCAAGGGACAGGGUCAGAUGUCGUCCUCCACCAUAUCAUCCGGGGUACCACCAGAGAUGCCGGGGCCCCCCACCAACAUAGCCAUCUCCAACAUCGGGCCGCGCUCCGUGGCCCUGCAGUUCAAACCGGGCUACGACGGGAAGACAUCCAUCUCACGCUGGCAGGUGGAAGCCCAGAUUGGUAUCAUAGGGGAGAAUGAAGAGUGGGUGAUGGUUCACGAGUUGUCCAACGAGCCGGAUAUACGGUCCCUGGAGGUUCUGGACCUGAAUCCCUACACCUAUUACAGGUUCCGUAUGCGUCAGGUCAACAUCGUGGGGACCAGUCCUCCCAGCCAGCCAUCCAGGAAGAUCCAGACCCUCCAGGCCCCUCCGGAUAUCGCCCCCAACAACGUGACCCUUCGCACAGCCUCAGAGACCAGCCUCUGGCUCCGAUGGGUGCCUCUUCCGGAGUGGGAGUACAACGGGAACCAGGAGCUGGUUGGUUACCGGAUUCAGUACUCCAGAGCCGGGUCCAAAGGGGGGAUCCUGACCCAUGUCAUCGCCGACCGCCAGGAGAGGGAGUUCACCAUUGAGGACCUGGAGGAGUGGACCGAGUACGUGGUCAGGGUGCAGGCCAUCAACGGCAUCGGGCCCGGUCCCUGGAGCCCACCGGUCGUGGGGAGGACCAGAGAGUCUGUGCCGUCCUGCGGCCCCACCAACGUAUCAGCCUUCGCCACGACCUCCAGCAGCAUUCUGGUCCGCUGGGGGGAGGUCCCUCAGGCCGACCGUAACGGACUCAUCCUGGGAUACAAGGUGGUGUACAAAGAGAAGGAUUCGGACGCGCUCCCUCAGCACUGGGAGGUGGAGGGGAACACCAGCCACAGCGUCCAGCUGAGCGGCCUGGGGAAGUACGUCCUGUACGAGAUCCAGGUCCUGGCCUUCACGCGGAUUGGAGACGGCAGGAGCAGCAAGCCCAUCAUCCUGGAGAGGACCCUGGACGACGUCCCUGGUCCUCCAGUGGGCAUCCUGUUCCCAGAGGUGAGGACCGGCUCUGUCAGGCUCAUCUGGCAGCCCCCUGCCCAGCCCAACGGCAUCAUCCUGGCCUAUCAGAUCACGUACAGACGGAACUCCUCGAACAGCAACGCUGCCACUGUGGACGUCCUGAGCCCCAGCGCGCGACAGUACACUGCGUCUGGACUGAAACCCGAGGCGGUUUACGUGUUCCGCCUCACCGCUCAGACACGGAAGGGCUGGGGGGAGGCCGCCGAGGCCCUGGUGGUCACCACGGAGAAGAGAGCGCGGCCCCAGCCAACCAGCCGGCCCACGGUGCCUCAGGAGGAUGUGCAGGCGCGUAGCGUGAUGUUGUCGUGGGAACCGGGUAGCGACGGCCUCUCUCCAGUCCGAUACUAUACAGUGCAGUAUCGAGAGUUGCCGGACAGUAACUGGACAGUCCACUCUGCUUCAGUCAACCAUGAAGCCAACUCAUACAUAGUGACCCGACUGAAGCCAUUCACCUCCUACCAGUUCAGAGUGAAAGCCACCAACGACAUUGGGGACAGCGAGUACAGCCAGGAGAGUGAGGCUAUCACCACACUACAGGACGCGCCAGACAAAGCUCCAACAAUCCUCUCCGUUACACCCCACACCACCACGUCGGUGCUGGUUCGAUGGCAGCCCCCCGCCGAGGAGCAGAUCAAUGGCGUGCUGCUGGGGUUCCGGGUUCGAUACCGAGAGCUCCGUUACGACCGCCUCCGCAGCUUCACUGUACGCACCGUCAACAGCCCCGCCUCCAACUGGGCCGAGCUAACUGCUCCUUACAGUGUGAGGAACCUGAGUGAAUCCUCUCUCACCCAGUACGAGCUAGAUAAUUUGAGUAAACAUAAGCGCUACGAGAUCCGUCUGAGUGUGUACAACGCCGUUGGGGAGGGGCCUACUAGCACGCCACAGGAAGUGUUUGUGGGAGAGGCAGUCCCGACAGCCCCGCCUCAAAAUGUGGCCAUCCAGUCAUCGACAGCCACCCAGCUGGACAUCACCUGGGAUCCGCCCCCUGUGGAUGCUCAGAAUGGAGACAUACAGGGCUACAAGAUCUACUUCUGGGAGUUCCAGCUGCAGAACGAGACAGAGAGGCUGCGUACCCUUUUCCUCCCGGAGCUGGGCGUCAAGAUCAAAAACCUGACUGGUUACACCACGUACAUGGUCAGCGUGGCUGCCUUCAACGCAGCCGGCGACGGGCCCCGGAGUCCCCCGACCAGGGGCCGGACGGCUCAGGCGGCUCCCAGCAAGCCUAGUUUCAUCCACUUCAGCGAGUUGACCACCACGUCGGUCAACAUGUCCUGGGGGGAGCCGCGCCAUGCCAAUGGCAUCAUCGAGGGCUACCGCCUUGUCUACGAGCCUUGCACACCUGUCGAUGACUCCUCUCCGUCUCGUCCUCGCCACUCCACUUCAGGUGUUAGUAAGAUAGUCACAGUGGAUGUGAAGGGCAACGCCCCACUGUGGAUGAAAAUUAAAGAUCUGGCCGACGGGGUGACGUAUAACUUCCGGAUCCGGGCCAAAACCCUGACCUACGGCCCCGAGGUGGAAGCUAACAUUACGACCGGACCUGGUGAAGGAGCCCCGGGCCCACCCGGAGAACCCUUCAUCUCUCGGUACGGCUCCGCCCUCACCCUACACUGGACCAGUGGAGAUCCGGGUCGAGCCCCGAUCACCCGCUACGUAAUCGAGGCUAGGCCUUCCGAUGAAGGACUGUGGGACAUCCUCAUCAAAGACAUCCCGAAGGAAGUGACAUCAUACACACUGAAUCUGGACAUGCUGAAAGAAGGGGUCACAUAUGACUUCCGGGUCAUUGGGGUCAACGACUACGGAUACGGCUCCCCCAGUCCCCCCUCACCCUCUAUCUCCGCCCAGAAAGUGUCUCCGUUCUACGAGGAGUGGUGGUUUCUGGUGGUGAUCGCUCUGGUGGGCCUGAUUUUCAUCCUCCUCCUCGUCUUCAUCCUUAUCAUCCGAGGCCAGAGUAAGAAGUACACCAAGAAGGCAGACUCAGUUUCUUCCUACCCCCACCUAGGGAGCCACAGUAAUUGCACCUCGCUGCCCCUGUCCCACGGGGAGGUGGUCAGGUUGGACGAGGGACGUUUCCCCGCUCUGGAACUCAACAACCGGCGCCUGUCGGUCAAGAACUCCUUCUGCCGAAAGAAUGGCAUCUACACACGGUCUCCUCCCAGGCCUAGCCCAGGCAGCCUUCACUACUCCGACGAGGAUGUCAGCACCAAGUACAACGAUCUAAUCCCUGCCGAGAGCAGUAGCCUGACCGAGAAACCCUCCGAGAUAUCCGACUCACAGGGCAGCGACAGCGAGUACGAGAUGGAUCAAAGCCGGGCCGGGCAGCAGAAGGCCCACAGCUUCGUCAACCACUACAUCAGCGACCCCACCUACUACAACUCCUGGCGCCGCCAGCAGAAGGGCGUCUCCCGCCCUCCGGCCUACGGCUACUCCCAGCCCGAGCCCAUGCACCCCGUCUCUCACCCUCUGGCGGAGCAGGACGUCCAGCCCGCCGCUGCCACCCCCAGACACCCUCCACCCCUGCCCCCACUACCCCCCCUGCUGCCCCGGGCCCUCUCCCCGUCCCCGCAGCCCCAGGCCCUCCAGAUGGGGCUCAUCCAGGGCCUGCCACCCCAGGGUCAGGCCACCCUGUUCAGGCCGAAGGGAAGCCGGACUCCCACCCCCUCGCUGCUCUCCUGCUCGGUAUCGGAACCUACCGGGCAGCACGGGACCCUCCUGUACAGCAGCAGCAGACCGCCAAGCAGUCUGGGCUGCUCCGCCGCGCAGCAGCCACCUACCGCGGGCUUCUCCUCUUUCGUUUGACACGCGCUCAACACACUCCUUCCAAUGACAGCCGGAAAAAAACAACAAACGACAACCCAGAGAUGGACUGUUUUUAUACCCGAUUCACACUACAGGGCCAAACUCCAACCGGGCUGAGCCGGCUCGGGCUGUAUGCUUUCUUUUUUUUCUUUUGUCGUUCAGCACGGUCCUAGUCGCCCCGGCGGAUGUGUGACCGGGUCGGCUCACUUCACCUCGGCUCGUUUUGGCUCGCUAGCGUUAAACCGGGUUUUAUUUUGUUGUCGUUGGUUUUACUCGUCAUUUUCAUUUUCCGAUUGGUUGUUUUUCUAUUCUUAACGACGGCGAUUCUUGAGAGGUGUUUCGCUCUAUACGAUAGUAAGCAUCGAGGAUAGUGUUUGCGCUUUCGCCUUUGUAAAGGUGUGUGCGUGCGUGCGUGUGUGUGUGUGUAUGUGUGCUCGCGUGUGUAUGUGUGCGUGCGCUUGUGUUUCAUAAAAGAAUAAGAAAAAAGACAAUCAUUCAGAAAGGGAAGUUUCUGUUGCUCAGCACAAUGAUUUCAUUUUACCAGAAGACAUCCAUGACGCAAGGAAGAAUCUGAGAGGCUGGCAGGAAAAUGUUGUUUUUUAAACAGAGAUGAGUAUUUAAAACGAAGAGGACAAUGCUGCGUCACAAAUGGGUAGUCAGUGGACUAUUGAGAGUGGCUUACAGAAACUGACAUGCAGAAGAGAGAAAAAAAUACCCUUCCUAAAAUGGGGAAAAGACUAAAAAAGGGGCAGGCUUGAAAUGUAAGGACAAACGCAACGCAAGAGAAAUAUGAACUGUGACACUCGUGCAAAAGGAAUUUGCGACCAUUGCUCUUGAUCCGCUACAAUGGCUUCAACACAUUCGAUGUUCUUUUCACUUAAGCCAAAACAUUUUUGCAAUUGCAUAUGUACAUAAUGUAAUAGGUAUUUGUCCCAGUCAUUUUGUUGAACAGAUAUUUAUUUCUUAAUGGUAUCUAUCAAUCGGCUAAAGCGCUCCACGUUUUUGGAACACCCCAGCUGUUACGGUAAUGCUAUCGAUCACAUUAGAAAGCUAUGGUUAAUGUUAUCAAUCACUUAAAAAAGCAUUGGAUAAUGUUAUAAAUCACAUUAAAAAAGCAUUG